AUGAUAUACAAUGUGCAUCGCGUGAUAACGCGUUUAUAAAAGCCGAAACGCCUUAGUAUAAUUAUUCAGGUGACAAUUUAAAUUGAACCGUGCAGUGCCCACGUAGAACGUACGAGACGUAUACUUUCUCUCUGCCACAUUCGGGACUAGGUGAUAGGCGAUGAAGGGGAUAUACCUAAUCGCCAUCGCCACCGUUUUCUUGGCGUCAUGGAACGUGAUCAACGCGGAGGAGGAGGAAUUCGACAAGAUUCCCACAAAAUGCCCAGCCAAAGACCCGGAAAACACCACGAUCUGUCUCCCUCACGAGAGCGAUUGCACAAAAUACUACAUAUGCCGCGGGGGUGAGAAGAUCCUGAAACAGUGUCCCCCUUAUAACAAGAAAGGUGAUAGGCUGCAUUUCAACCCGCGCAUUCAAGUCUGCGAUUGGCCGCAUCCAAUCAUAUGUAGGAUCGAAGAUUUUAUUCAGGAUGAAGAUAUGGUACUCAAUUUGGAAUUUAUCGAAGAGGAAUACCAUAUGCCAUUCCUCAUGGACAAAAUUCCUACAAAGUGUCCAGCCAAGGACCCAAUAGAUACAACGAUCCAUCUCGCACACGAGAGCGAUUGUACCAAGUUCUACAUGUGCCACGCGGGUAGGAAGAUCUUGAAAAAAUGUCCUGAAUAUAAUAAGAAAGGAGACAGGCUACACUUCAACCCUCGUCUUCAAGUUUGCGACUGGCCAUGGAGCGCUGGUUGCAAGCAUAAGAACUCUGAUAACGACCAAGCUGAAGCAAUGAACACAGAACUUAUUCUUGAUGAAGAGUAUUAUGAUCCAUCGUUCAUGGAUAAAAUUCCAACAAAGUGUCCGGCCAAAGAUCCAGAGGAUACUACGAUCCAUCUCGCACACGAGAGCGAUUGCACGAAAUUCUAUAUGUGCCACGCAGGCAAGAAGAUCGUGAGACAAUGUCCGAAAUAUAACAAGAAAGGUGACAGAUUGUACUUCAACCCUCGUCUUCAGGUCUGCGAUUGGCCAUGGAAAGCUGGUUGCAAACACAAGAACUCUAACGGAGACCAAACUCUUGCGACGAGCGAAAAGUUAAUUCCAAAGGAAGAGCACAACAGGAUAUCACGCACUGUAAAAGCUGGUUAUAAAUGUCCCGAUAGAAAUCCCGGCAACAAGACGAUUCUUCUCCCACACGAGUACGAUUGCACAAAGUUUUACAUAUGCCUCGGACGUCAGAAAAUAGAACAAAACUGUCCCUACAUGAACGAUAAGGGUGACCGACUGCACUUCAACCGGCACAGUAAAGUUUGCGAUUGGCCAGACAAGGCCGAUUGCGACGACAAUGAUCUCGACGAAGACCGUGUUGGAAUAACUGAAGAACCUAUUCCAGACGAAGGAGACGGAUCAUGGGAAAUUCCCACAAAAUGCCCAGCCAAGGAUCCCAAUGACACGACAAUCCAUCUCGCGCACGAGUACGACUGCACGAAGUUCUACAUGUGCCAAGGAGGCAAGAAGAUCCUGCGUAAAUGCCCUUAUAUGAACAAGCAGGGCGAUAGAUUGCAUUUCAAUCCGCGUCUUCAAGUCUGCGAUUGGCCAGACCGAGCAGGCUGCCGGUCGCGUGGAAGCACGUAUCCUACACGGCAUACGGAUCACACAAGAUCCACGCAUUCAACGUGGCGUACUCGUCAUACGGAUCAUACGAGGUCCACGGAGCCGACAUGGCCUACACGACACACAAGGUCCACCACACACUCAACGUGGUAUACCCGCCACACAGAUCAUACUAGAUCCACGAAGCCGACAUGGUCUACACGUCCACCUCCCGACAACGAAUGUCGCUGGAGCAACGAUGGUCUUCUAUUACCUCAUGAAUGUAAAUGCGACAAAUACUAUGAGUGCGUGGAAGGCAACAGAAUCUUGCGUGAAUGCCCACAUGGUCUGUACUUCAGCAAAAAAUAUCAGGGCUGCGUCAAGUUCGAGGACUCGGACUGCAAGAAGAAGCCACCAUAUAAGUGCACUCGGGACGGCGAGCUGAUACCUCACGAAUGCGACUGUAGCAAGUAUUAUAAGUGUCGAGAAAAUGAUUGGGUGUUGCGGGAGUGCAAAAACGGUCUUCACUUUAGCCCGAAACGUCGAAAGUGCGAGGACAAAGACGAAGCCGGUUGCGAAGGCGAUGGCCACCAUGAUGGCGAUUGUCCGAAACCUAGACCUAAACACCCAUGGCGUCACCACUGCGAUUGCAGAUUGUUCUACAAGUGCGAAAACGGGAAGAUGCGUUUGUACGAAUGUCCCUGGGGAUAUUACUACGAUUUAAAGAAAGAUAAAUGCUCCCGUAAAUAUAAUGUAACCGAUUGUGAAAAUCAUAAUGAAGAUAAGAAUGUAGAGAGUCAAUCUCCAAUUAAUGCCAUCACUCACGCAUUUAGACUGAACCGUGCAGUGCCAAUAGGACCUACGACAUACACUUCCUUCCUUCCACUUUUGAGAAUAGGUGAUAAGGUGAUGAAGGGGAUACACUUAAUCGCCAUCGCCACCGUCUUCUUGGCAUCAUGGAGCGUCAUCAACGCAGAGAAAGAGGAAUUUGAUGAAAUUCCUACAGAGUGUCCAGCCAACGAUCCAAUAGGCACAACGAUCCAUCUUGCUCACGAGAGCGAUUGCACGAAAUUCUACAUGUGUAGCGCGGGUCGUAAAAUCUUACAACAAUGUCCCUAUAUGAACGACAAGGGUGACAGACUGCAUUUUAAUCCGCGCCUUCAAAUCUGCGACAUGCCGGAUCACGCCGGUUGUAAAAACAAAAAAUUCGAUCAGGAUCUAGAUGAAAAACUAAACGUGAAAUUUAUGGAAGAGGAAGAACACUAUGGACCAAUCCUCAUGGGCAAAAUUCCUAAAAAGUGUCCAGCCAAGGACCCGAUGAACACAACGAUCCAUCUUGCUCAUGAGAGUGAUUGCACGAAAUUCUACAAGUGCCAUGCAGGUAGAAAGAUCUUGCAAGAAUGUCCCUAUAUGAACGACAAGGGUGACAAGCUGCAUUUCAAUCCGCGCCUUCAAGUCUGCGACUGGCCGGAUCAGGCUGGUUGUAAGAACUCCGGUGGAGGUGGAGGUGGAGGUGAUAAUCAAUGUCCUGAUAGAAAUCCUUCUAACGAAACGAUUCUUCUCCCACAUGAAUGGGAUUGCACAAAGUUUUAUAUGUGCCUCGGGCGUCAAAAAAUAGAAAAAGAUUGUCCCUUCAUGGACGAUAAGGGUAACCGAUUGCACUUCAACCCGCGUCUCAAAGUUUGCGAUUGGCCAGAUAAAGCAGGCUGCGAUGGCAACGAUCAUGGUAAUUGUAAGGAUGGUGUUCUGUUACCACACGAUUGCAAUUGCGCCAAAUAUUACAAGUGCGUGAAGGGCGAAAAAGUCUUGGGCGAGUGUCCAAAGGAUCUGUACUUCAGCAAAAAAGAUCAGGGCUGCGUCAAGUACGGGGACUCGGACUGCGAGAGAAAGUCACGAUAUAAGUGCACCCGGGAGGGCGAGCUGAUACCUCACGAAUGCGACUGUACCAAAUAUUAUAAGUGUCGAGAAAAGGAUCAGGUGUUGCGGCACUGCAAAAACGGUGAGCACUUUAGCCCGAAACGUCGAAGGUGCGAGGACAAAGACAAAGCCGGUUGCGAAGGCAAUGGCCACCCCUCUGAUGGCGAUUGCCCGAAACCUAGACCUAAACACCCAUGGCGUCACCACUGCGAUUGCAGAUUGUUCUACCAGUGCGAAAACGGGAAGAUGCGUUUGUACGAAUGUCCCUGGGGAUAUUACUACGAUUUAAAGAAAGAUAAAUGCUCCCGUAAAAGUGAAGUAGAUUGUAAAAAUCAUAAUGAAGAUAAGAAUGUGGAGAAUUGGAUACACCUAAUCGUCAUCGCCACCGUCUUCUUGGCGUCGUGGAGCGUGAUCAACGCAGAGAAAGAGGGAUUUGAUGAAAUUCCUACAGAGUGUCCAGCCGAGGAUCCGAUAGGCACAACGAUCCAUCUUCCUCACGAGAGCGAUUGCACGAAAUUCUACAUGUGUAGCGCGGGUCGUAAAAUCUUACAACAAUGUCCCUAUAUGAACGACAAGGGUGACAGACUGCAUUUCAAUCCGAGUCUUCAAGUCUGCGACAUGCCGGAACGCGCAGGUUGUGAGAACAAAAAAUUCGAUCGGGAUCUAAAUGAAGUAAACGAGCAAAUUAUCAAACAUCAUAGACCAAUCCUCAUGGAGGGAGUUCUCACAGAGUGUCCAGCCAACAAUCCGACAGGCACAACGAUUCAUCUUGUUCACGAGAGCGAUUGCACGAAAUUCUACACAUGCGUUGCGGGUAAUAAGAUCUUACAAGAAUGUCCCUAUAUGAACGACAAGGGUGACAAACUGCAUUUCAAUCCGGGCCUUCAAGUCUGCGACUGGCCGGAACGCGCCGGUUGUGAGAACAAAAAAUUCGAUCGGUAUCUAAAGGAAAUGCUAAACAAAAUACAAAAGAAGCAAAUUAUCGGACAUCAUAGACCAAUCCUCAUGGAGGAAAUUCCUACAGAGUGUCCAGCCAAGGACCCGAUAGGCACAUCGAUUCAUCUUGCUCACGAGAGCGAUUGCACGAAAUAUUACAAAUGCGUUAAAGGUAAUAAGAUCUUACAAGAAUGUCCCUUUAUGAACGACAAGGGUGACAGACUGCAUUUCAAUCCGCGCCUUCAAGCCUGCGACUGGCCGGAUGUGGCUGGUUGUGAGAACAAAAAAUUCGAUCGGCAUCUAGAUAAAGUACUAAACGUGCAAAUUAUCGAACAUUAUAGACCAAUCCUCAUGGACGAAAUUCCUACAGAGUGUCCAGCCCAGGAUCCAAUAGGCACAACGAUCCAUCUUGCUCACGAAAGCGAUUGCACGAAAUUCUACAUGUGUCGCGCGGGUAGUAAAAUCUUACAGGAAUGUCCCUAUAUGAACGACAAGGGUGACAGACUGCAUUUUAAUCCGAAGCUUCAAGUCUGCGACAUGCCGGAUCGCGCCGGUUGUGAAAACAAAAAAAUUUAAUCGGGAUCUAAAUGAAGUAAACGUGAAAUUUAUGAAAGAGGAAGAACACGUGAAAAGUAAAUUGUAUAUUCGCUAAAAACAUAUUUUAUUUGUAGAUAUAGAAUAAUAUGUAUUUUUAUAAAUAAAAGAUAUAGAAUAAUAUGUAUUUUUAUAAAUAAAAGAUAUAGAAUAAUAUGUAUUUUUAUAAAUCUAUAGGUCUAUUUCUAUAAAUGGAUUUGUAUAAAUUUAGAUCUAUCUUUUUAUAAAGGUAUUUUAAUAAAUCUGAUAGUAUUUAACCA
Molecule: messenger RNA, 5277 nt
Organism: Odontomachus brunneus
Lineage: Eukaryota; Metazoa; Arthropoda; Insecta; Hymenoptera; Formicidae
Exons: 5
Coding region: 161-4999 (1612 amino acids)
Cellular component (GO): extracellular region
Molecular function (GO): chitin binding
Source: RefSeq, a predicted model, not a curated record